AUGACAAAUGGAUAUUAUGAAACUUUUAAAGAAAAUGCAUUAAUACUUGUUACAACUUCAAAUUCUUUUUUAACAAUAUCUGAUUCUCAAACUAUUCAACAUGAUAUAAUAUAUUUAUCUCAUGUUCAA
This is a messenger RNA of Dentiscutata erythropus, 129 nucleotides long. Lineage: Eukaryota; Fungi; Glomeromycota; Glomeromycetes; Diversisporales; Gigasporaceae. The record is from the annotation of a GenBank genome assembly.